Molecule: messenger RNA, 855 nt
Organism: Chondrus crispus (carragheen)
Lineage: Eukaryota; Rhodophyta; Florideophyceae; Gigartinales; Gigartinaceae
Exons: 1
Coding region: 1-855 (284 amino acids)
Source: RefSeq, a predicted model, not a curated record
AUGAAAUUGCUCGAUUUCACAGUCCCUCUGGGCGGUGCGGAUGUUGAUAGCGAAGUCCAUUUGCUGCUCGACAAAAUAGAGAGCGUGAACUGGGACGCGAUUCCGCGUCAAAAUUCUUCCCGCUCCGUCACGCACCAACGUCUAUCAUUCUCCCCCGGACGGACUCGCUGUGCAGCAGGCGAUUUAGCCUGGUUCAACCCGUGGUCAGGAUCCCUGUCUUCAGCGGCGAAGGCUCAGCUGAGCCGCCGAUUUGGGAAUCAAAUUCCCCUCCCCGUCACCGAACUAGUUAUACCCACAGACCCCCGAGUCUCCAAUAUCUGCACAAGGCCAUCACGACCUUCAUCUCCGCGUUCUCGCGUCACUGCCGCUACGCCUCCUGUAGCUACUCGCGGCUCCCUCAACCUCCAUUGUCCAGCCGGUCUCACCAGCUGUGCCGUCAAUUCACUUGAGGUCCCAGCUUGUCCAUCCUCCGCCAUCUCUCCCGUGCACGAGCUCUCCCCCUGGCGUCCUCGUUGGAGGUCAGAUCUCCAAGGACAGAGGCCACUGAGAGCCUGUUUGUCCGUGCAAUUCCCAAAAGCCGAGGGGAACCAACCCCUCUCCUCCUCUCUCCAACACGUGACCUCAAACCCGCGUCGCGUGAGGCGACUUCUCCUUCACUCAAAAAUUCCAAAAAAUCUUGCCCUACUUCAGAUGUGUGCGCUUCCGUCCUGCGCGCUCAUGGCGUGGCGACGGAACCCAUCAAAGAGGUUUCGUUGGAGGACCUCAGGAUCCUCGCUCGACUACUCACAUUUCCUCCGGAAGGUAAAUCCUUCCGUGAGUCGCCUCCGUAAUUUGCCCUCGACCUCCAGCUCAUGA